Molecule: messenger RNA, 1593 nt
Organism: Uncinocarpus reesii 1704
Lineage: Eukaryota; Fungi; Ascomycota; Eurotiomycetes; Onygenales; Onygenaceae
Exons: 5
Coding region: 1-1593 (530 amino acids)
Cellular component (GO): mitochondrion
Source: RefSeq, a predicted model, not a curated record
AUGAUCCAAAUCCAAGCUUCCACACGAAUCUCCCAUUUCACGCGCUUGAUACCCCGAGUCCAUCUCCAUCGCCGCUCCCACACAGCGGCAACCGCCCCAGACCCGCACGAGGACUUGUUCCGGUACACCACAGGCCGCUGGCUUUGGGGCGAAGCGGAGCAGCUGCGCAAGCGCUACCGGCGCUUCAACGUCGUCGAGCUCCAGAAUGCCGCGACCCGGGCGCUGGAGGGUUCUCCGAAAUGCGUGUCGAUGAGCAAGGUGUCGGAGGGAAAUAGCAAUCGCGUGUUUCGGCUGCAGAUGGAUGAUGGGAGGGUGGUUGUGGCGAGGAUUCCGAUGCCGAAUGCGGGACCGGAGAGGUAUACUACUGCGUCGGAGGCUGCGACGAUGGAGUUUGAACCUGAGGGGACGCAAUUGGGUGAGCUAUGGCGCGACAUGAAACCGUUUGAGAGGAAGACCCUCAUUGAAAGCAUCGUGGGCUUGGAGCAAAAGUUGCUAUCCGUUGGGCUCAAUCGCUCAGGGUCGAUCUACUUUGCAGAAAGCGGCUUUGAGGGCUGCAAGACUGCCGAAAUCAUUACGGAUGCUCCAUCGAGUCUUAGGGAUUAUGUCAAGGAUCGGUUUGUGAUCGGGCCUUCAGUAGAUGAAGAAUAUUGGGAGAACCAAAAGGCAAACAUGGCAAUAGACCGCGGUCCAUGGGACACAGCAGAAGAAUAUGUAAAGGCCAUUGCCCACCGUGAGAUGGCAUGGAUUCCUCGAUACGGAAGCGAAUAUCCUCGUGACGCCCGGUUUACCUAUGAUGAUGGCCAGCAAUCCCCCGAAGCACACAUCGACUUGCUGCAACGAUAUUUAUCAGUGAUUUCGAUGCUGUUGCCCAAGAAGCGCGACCUGCUUAGGCCUACGUUGUGGCAUUAUUGUAUCGACGAGCAAAACGUGUUCGUCCGUAACGGGGUAGUCUCUGGCCUGGUAGAUUGGCAGUCUACUUUGGUUGCUCCAUUGGUCUUGCAAGCCCGAGUGCCAUGGUUGGUGAGAUAUAGAAGGAAAAAAGUGUUUAAGCGCCCUGAUAACUUCAAGGAGCUGGAUGAAGCGGACCAAGAGAAAGUAUUGACGCAAAUCGCUCGCACUACUCAACAAGACUUUUACCUGACGCAGGCUGCUUUGGAAAAUCCUCUCCUAUCCCGUGCUUUGGAUUUGCCUCAGUCUGAAUUCUUGAAGUAUCUCGUUAGUUUCGCUGGCUGGUCCUGGAAUAACGACAACGGUUUCCUAAAUUUGCGGGAGUCUUUACUCAAGGUUAUUCGCCGAUGGGAAUUAUUCAACAUGGAAGAUCCAUGCCCCUAUCGGUUUUCGAAUGAGGAAAUUGAACAACAUCGCAAGGACGGCGAAGGAUUCAAUGAAUAUCAAGACUUCUGGGACGAAUUAGAAGGUGUUGUCGACCGAGAAGGGUUCACAUUCCCCGAAACCUUCGAUGCUGCAGUCGAUUUCUUCUCAGAUCUCCGGGAUGUCAUGCUCAAGGAAGCUGAAGGGAAAAAUCGUGAAGAGUUGGACCUCUGGACACGAUGGGUUUUAGAACGCAAGCAGGAGAGGGAGGCCAAAAAAUGA